Messenger RNA from Lates calcarifer (barramundi perch), 10361 nucleotides. Its product is annotated as thyroid hormone receptor alpha. Gene Ontology annotation, biological process: retinoic acid receptor signaling pathway; negative regulation of transcription by RNA polymerase II; cell differentiation. The coding region runs from base 1682 to 2932 and encodes 416 amino acids. Gene Ontology annotation, molecular function: RNA polymerase II cis-regulatory region sequence-specific DNA binding; nuclear receptor activity; zinc ion binding. The transcript is spliced from 10 exons. The record is from RefSeq and is a predicted model, not a curated record. Lineage: Eukaryota; Metazoa; Chordata; Actinopteri; Centropomidae.
GAAUCACCCCCGGCGGCAGCCCCGCUCCUCCUGACCCGCAUUCACCCGUACUGUACAGGCAGGGGGGAGGACCGAGCGCAGAAAGCUAAUAAACGCUCUAGAGUUUCCCCUGCUGACCGUGGCCAUGGCUUUGGCAGUCCCGGGCAGGCACAGCGUUCCCGUCUCCACACACCUGAAAGCGGACUGAAAAGGGGGCUACCACCGGGAGAGGCAUUCGCUACGACAUUCGAGAAGGUGGAGCCCCUGAAGACACCUCCUUGCACAUGUUAAGAGGCGGAGCCAAGCAUCGACUUUUUCAGAUGGACACUGACCAACCACCAGCAUUCUUCUUUUUCAAAAGACAUAAGAUAGAAAAAUAUACGCAAGACUGAUACAGCACAGUUUUACCUCUCAUUAUCCGAUCCUCCUUCUCUGAUCCAAUCAGAGAAAACCUCUUCAGCUGUCUACCUCCCAGAGAAAUAGAAAAGGAAAGAAAAACAGCAAUUUAUUUUUUUUUGUCAGUUCCUCUUACUCUUCUCUUUGUGCAACAUUUCUCUAUUUACCUCAGGGAUUUUCUCCCACCACCUACCUCCUCCACCGAAACAGCCAACGCAGUGACUGGAACACAGAGCAAAAACACACCUGUGACCUCUCACUGCUGUUACCGUGACAACCUGAAUUGCCUCUCAAGCUCUCCCCACUGCAAACGUGAAGACCAGCAAUGACCUUGGACCUCUUACCACCUGCCAGCUCUGACCUUCUCAUUGCCUAAAUUGUACUGAUCCAUACUUGUAGCUUGCACCUUGGGCUAGUCAUUACCAGAAAGAAAAGGGUGAUAUUGCCUGAAAGGCAGCUACACACUCACAACAGCCUCACCCUUCUAUAUACCUGGCAACUAUAUACCUCAGCAGACACAGCUUCUAGAUUGACACUCGAAACAGAAGGGAACUUUUCAGUGAUAGCAUUCACUAUAUCCUGGUGCUCAGUCUACCCAGCAGGUAACACAUGCUUACUAGCCUGGUGCUUCAAUCUACCCAGUGGACAACUCACUCCAGCAUCUUCCAUUUGCCUUAGAGGCAGGAGUAUAGCAACAGUAGCCAGGGAGGCCUCCAGAGAAGCAGAGCAAGAGACUCAGGAAUACCCCCUGGCAGGCAACUUCACUUCAUUUGCUUCUAAGCAAAGUCACAUCAUACAUGAGCCUCAUGGUAGCAUAAAUCAGCAAUUUCCCAAGAGGCCUUUGGAGAUCACAGAAGAGACUCAUAAGUUCCCCCUGCCUUGAGCUUCUUCUUCACCCUGUGGAGCCUCCAGAGAAGUAAAGCUACACACGGAGCAGGAGAAGUUCUCGGGAUCCUCAUCAGCUUUUCUUGCUCAGGAGGCAAAACCACAAAGGAUAAAACACCUCUUGGCAGAUUUAACUCAGAACACUAUAAACAUUGGAAAAGUAAAGAGAGAAAACACCGAGAAGAUCUGUACUGUGUGACGGCAAAGAGAAAAGGAGGGAAAAAACAAGUAAAGAGAAGAAUGCAGUGCUUUCUAUUGCUUCCCCUGAUGUCCCGCCCACCAUGCUCCUCCCAGCCAGUCACUGCCCAGAUUCUCAGAUGGAUGUCUACUGAGAGGCCCGCCGGCGAAUGCUAAGCAGGCUGGCGAGGUCUGGGUCCGCCUCAUUGUCCUGUGAUUGGCCGCUGGACGGUACUGAGGCUGAAUGGAGCCAAUGUCCAACAAGCAGGAUAGCAACUCAUCUGAGGGGGAUGAGAAAGGGUGGCCAGAUGUGCCAAAGAGAAAGAGGAAGAACAGCCAGUGUUCGGUGAAGAGUAUGUCUGCUCUUAGCGUCUCUGUUCCAGGGUACAUCCCCAGCUACCUGGAGAAGGAUGAGCCUUGUGUGGUGUGUGGGGACAAAGCGACCGGCUACCACUACCGCUGCAUCACCUGCGAGGGCUGCAAGGGUUUCUUCCGCAGGACCAUCCAGAAAAAUCUCCAUCCAUCUUACUCCUGUAAAUAUGAAGGAUGCUGCAUCAUUGACAAGAUCACCCGCAACCAGUGCCAGCUGUGCCGCUUUAAGAAGUGCAUCUCUGUGGGCAUGGCCAUGGACUUGGUGUUAGAUGAGUCGAAGCGUGUGGCCAAACGGCGUCUGAUCGAGGAGAAUCGAGAGAGAAGGAAGAGGGAGGAGAUGGUGCGGACACUGCAGAUAAGGCCAGAGCCGAACACCGCAGAGUGGGAGCUGAUCAGGAUGGCAACAGAAGCUCAUCGGCACACCAAUGCCCAGGGCUCCAGCUGGAAACAGAAGCGCAAGUUCCUGCCGGAUGAUAUCGGCCAGGGUCCUUUGGUCCCCACGUCCGAUGGCGACAAAGUGGACCUGGAAGCCUUCAGUGAGUUCACCAAGAUCAUGACCCCCGCCAUAACGCGUGUUGUCGACUUUGCCAAGAAAUUGCCCAUGUUCUCAGAGCUGCCUUGUGAAGACCAGAUCAUCUUGCUGAAGGGCUGCUGCAUGGAGAUCAUGUCGCUGCGCGCUGCUGUUCGUUACGAUCCAGACAGCGAGACUCUGACACUAAACGGCGAGAUGGCGGUGAAACGUGAGCAGCUGAAGAACGGCGGGUUGGGCGUGGUGUCGGACGCCAUCUUUGAUUUGGGCAAGAGCCUGGCUCAGUUUAACCUGGAUGACUCAGAGGUGGCGCUGAUGCAGGCCGUGCUGCUCAUGAGCUCAGACCGUUCAGGACUGACCAGUGUGGAGAAGAUCGAGCAGUGUCAGGAGGCCUACUUGCUGGCGUUCGAGCACUACAUCAACUACCGCAAGCACAACAUUCCCCACUUCUGGCCCAAGUUGCUGAUGAAGGUGACGGACCUACGCAUGAUAGGGGCUUGCCAUGCCAGCCGCUUCCUCCACAUGAAGGUGGAGUGUCCCAAUGAACUCUUUCCCCCACUCUUCCUGGAGGUCUUUGAGGACCAGGAAGUGUGAUUUUUCGGCACCUCCUAAAAGAACCCUGGAUGCUGAAGGCACGAAAUUUGGGGUGGCUUGGCGGCAGAGGAGGUGCAUGGGAAGGACAAGUGGAGAAUAAAUAACUCUUUUUUUUUCAGUGGGAACGUGACCUAUAAACUUUGUUUUUUUGUCCCUUUUGUUUAUCAAACACCCACAAGACCCUCCAACUGCCACCAGCAAACACACACAUCAACAUCACCAGAGAGAAACACACUGACAAUCUGCCUCUGCUUUUUGUCAUUCUGAGGGGUAAACACACACACAGAGUACAGCAUUUAUAGGUAAUCACAGAUUAAAACUCCAAACACACUGCCAUGUACGCACAGUAUAUCUAUAUGCAAACACAAAUCUCAUCCAUUAACUCCUUUUGCACCUGUAUGGACAAACAGCUGUACUCUGUUCCUGCGACUAAUGUAAACUGAGGAGCUUGGUUGUGGCUCCACUCCCUCCACACCCAUCUCUCCCCUCAGAAAAGAGUAGUUUUUUUAUCUGUGGGACCUGACCAUUAGCUCCUCAGACAUCCCCCACCCUUCCACACACCCACCUCUCUUGCAUCUCUUUAACUGCAAUGGCGAGUGACUUCCAUCUGCACGUGCAGUCCAUCCCUCAGUCUGCCAAGGCCCUGUGAGUGUUUGUCAACCUACCUCCCUCACGUACUGACCUCUCUCUCUCUCCCUCUCUUUAUCUCAACUACGCACAAACACACACACGAACACACACAGAGUAUGUGCACAAAACACACCCCUACACUUUUACCUCAUACCUUGUAAAAUGUAUUUCCUCAUUUAUUGUGUGGGUGGUAGCAGUUUAAUGAGAAACCAUGCUCACUAACCCAUUUACCUCUCUGCUAGCAUUAAAAGUUACAGUGGGAACACUUUAUAUAAAGUCCUCAUCCAUAUUGUGCAUUACUAUGUCUCAUAUAUACAAGACAUUAUAGGUGUGUUGAUAAUAAAUGAAAAGUUAAAAGAUGGUAUGGACAUCAUGAUGCUUUCUGUGAAUAUACUGGAUAGGGAGUGUGGUUGAGUUUUUGAGGUUUAUUUCAUCAUGUAUUAAGAGAUAUGAGACUUGCAUCAGUUUCCCCAGAGGAUGAUUUGUAUUGUCUUUUCAUCUGGUCUAAAUGUCUAAAUAUCACUUUGGCUUAUGACAAAAUACCUUCACAACUAAUAAGCAAGUUUUAGCAUUCCAAGCCAAACACUAAACUAAAUCUGUUUUAAUAUUAAAAAUAGACUUUCUGCAAGAGAAUAAGUAAUAAUGAUGGUGGAGACCAAAACAGUGCUUAAAAAACUUGCAUGACUCUAAAUAAAUACAAAUAUUAGAGAAAGAUAUGCAUGUACCUAUGCAGCUGUUAGCUGACAAGGUCUUACAGCGUAGUAUUCAUAGCUUGUUUCUUCAUCCCUCAACUGGGCACAAAACUCAGUUACUAUGGGAUAAACAUUGUCAUUGUUAACAUGACGGCAUUUACUUUAGUGACUUUGUGUCAUGAUAAUCAAUAUACAUAUAUAUAUAUAUAUAUAUAUACACACAAGUAUAUGUGUACCCUUACUGUAUUUGAAGUAGACAGUGUGAAGUAAGCACAUUCCUCAUUCAGUAUGUUAACAGAAAGCUCUGUUUCACUGAGACUUGAACCUAUGGAAAUUGUUGUUACUACAAUGUAUUAGGUUAUGAUACAUGUUGAGCAUUUUCAAAGUAAAAUGCAUUGAGGCUACAAGCUACAUAGAAAGUGUUUACACAACUUUUAUUUUGAAAUUCACCCACUCUACUUAAAAAAACAGUAAUUUAUUUGAAAACAUAAUUAAAAAACUAUUAUAUGACUAUAUAAAAGCAAACUACAAGACAAAAGACAAGUAAUCUAGGGUAUAUAUAUACAUAUAUAUAUAUAUAUAUAUAUAUAUAUAUACCUCUCUGACACAUACCUCUUGUUUUCAUUACCUCACACACACACACACACAUACAUGCAAGUUACACACACCCAGUCACUUGUUUUUUUAUGUGUAUUACCUCAGUUGUUUUGUUGUUCAUCUCUUCCUCCUCUCACAUAACCACUGGGCUGCACCACACCUGCUGCCUCUGUGUGUGUAUGUGCGUGCGUCUUCUCAUUAGAGCCCUACCCUGUUAAUUACACCAUAGCCCCGCCUCCUCUCCUCCCCACUGUCUUGUGAUAGGUUCAGCGUUGGCAGAUGGUGGUGGUGGAAGGGGAUGUUGUCACUUACCUCAGGCCUUCCCCUCUUUGCUUGUACCUGUUUCAAGUCCCGCCCAAAAUCGACAGAUUCUACCUCACCUCUCAUCUCAGUGCAGCUGCCCCUCUGUCUGCAACACUAACAUGCAUGCACAGACACACACACACACACACACACACACACAUAUAUAUAUAUAUAUGAGUUGCCAACAUGGACCCGUUGAGAGUGCUGCUCUACCAACAGUGUACAGCAGGUCUUUUAAACAGACCGUGGAUCAACAUUUGACAGCUGACAUGGCAGACUUUGUAUUUUUCUCCCCUCUUUCAUUUUUAUCACACACCCCAUGGGACCAACAGUCAGUUUGGAUUCUGUUUUUACAUAGGAACCUGAAAUGACAAAGGGGGCAGGGGUGAAUUUGUGACUUUGCAGUGUGCCGAUUGAACUUAAAGGAAAUUGUCAGGGGACAGCAACAGCUGGAAGCUGGAACUCCAGUGGAAGCCAUUUUGGCCCGAUUGGGUCAGCCCAACGGACUAUGUGGGUGGUGACUGGGAGGUAAAAAAAACAACAACAAGUGAGUCAGCAGUAUUUGCCUGCGGAUAUGGUUUCAUCCCGGCUGAGGGGAGGGAAAUGGCGAAUAAGCAACUGUGGUGGGUAGCAAUGUGACUCAGGCCAAGCCAAGCCAAUAGCAAACCACCACAAAAAAAUGUACCCUUUUUCUCGCACCUACUGUACAUCUUAAGAACCUUCCCUCACUGUCGCAGCAGAAAUGGACACCAAGCCAUUUAAAAGACUUCUGAGCGACUAUCCUAUCCCAGAGACUUACAUUAUGAAUUAAACACUGCUGAAAUAAGCUCCACCAACCAUAUCCCAACUUGCCAUCCACUACAAAUAACUAUCAGGUUUUUUUCUGUUGCACUAAAACCACAAUGUCUGUAUCCCUUAGUAGCCCUGACCCCUUCCUUUAACCUCCUCCCCCACAUCUUUCCUGUUCCUGCCUGUCUUUAGCAGUCUUAAUAAUAUUCUCUAAAAUGUGUCUCUCACACACACAUAAAAACACUCAGUCCGUUAGCUCAUCUCUUGAUUACCUGUUGAAACCAAUAAGGACUGUGACAUUGCCUUUAGGCACCGCCAUUCUCAGUGUUACUAAUCUACGUUGCAGGGUAUUUAAAUAGAACCGUAAGCGCUGAUUAUACAGGGAUAUAAACACACACAGCAGCAGCAGCAGCAGCACACACACAGCAAUAGGAUGAUCAAGCAGUGCAGUUUCACACCCACCCUCUCCAGGUCUGCUGUGUUUGUACCGUACUCUGCUCACUAUCACUGUGAAUGAAAGCCAUGUUGCAACCGGGGUCAUGGCUCAGACAGGGGACCGCUGGCUUAGUAAUUCUGACAUGUAAAUGUGCCUCACAGAGGUCGGUAAUGCAAUGCUAUACAGUAUAUAGAUAGCAUAUAUUUAUAGAUAUAUAUACAGUGUGUAUAUGUGUGUAUAUAUAUAUAUAUAUAUAUAUAUACACAAACAUAUAUGUUUCAGUUAUUAUAUGUGGCAUUAGAGCUAUCAGCUACCAGCUCAAAUCAAAUCAUUAAUCUGUCUGACCAGUCAUGUAGCAGACGUGUCAGAGCUCAGUUUAUCCACCUGUAUUAAAUAUCUGUAAAAUAAUAUGUAGAAAUUGUUUUGCAGCGGACAUCGUAGUGUAUUAUGAUGUUUGUUUGCCUUGUGGUGAUCACCAACUAACCGUCGUAGUUUACUCACCUUUUGCAUACCUCCUAGAUCACUCCAUAGUGCACAAGUACCUUAAACAGAGAUUUGUUUGUCCUAUUUUGGGACUACAAAGAUGAGUCUGGUCCACAUAGCUUCAUGAUCUGAGAUUUAGAUUUGAGCUGGCAGCACAGCCCCCCCCCCUCUUUCUCCCUCUCUCUCUCUCUCUCUUUCCCUCUUUCUCUCUCUCCCUCUCUCAGCCAAAUGAUCACUGUAGAGAUCCACCCCCUGUCCUUUAAAAAAAAAACACACCAGCACCACAGAGCACACUGCCUUCAGCCAUGAUCAGCUGCACCAGCAUAGCAGAGAGACAGACCAAUAGUCAGAGACCAUCCACCUCACCAAAAAGCCAUUUUACCUGGACAACAAUGCUAGCUAUCAUAAUACUAUGUUCAGGCAGCAGGCAAACCCAUUUAGUUCUUUAAAUGUGAUCUGUUAGUAUGUUAGUAGUUUAAAUCUCUAUUGACUAGGCUGAAUCUGAGUUUGGACAGUAUAUUGGACUACCGGACAACCAGGUGCACAAGGCUACCAACUUGAGAUGCUGCAACAAACUAAUGGCAUGGAGUGCUUGUUCUAACUUUUAUGGCUUCAUUACCUCUGUGCAGUGAAUUCAUGAGAGAAGUUCUGAAACUUUAUUCUUCUCCUACGAGAUAUAUCUAAAUUCAUAAUAGAAAAAUGGAUUUGCUCUGCAUGUCUGACAUGUCUUGGGUGGUGAUACACAAGGUAAUUUUGCAGGCAAAGCCGAAUCGUAAUGCCUCCCAUUAAAGAGCCACAGAGUUUAAAACAUUUUUUUCUCGUGACAGUAAAACACUGUUUGACUAAAGCAGCAGCAGUUGAGGCCCUUCUAAAGUUGUGCUCUGUAUCACUACCCUGUCUCUUUCCACACUUUCUAGCUAAACUGCAAAACAAACCGAAAAGUCUCGAGCUUAUCCGCACAGUGACCACAGAAUUGUGUUUUCUUUCUCUCUCUGUCUGUCUCUUAGAUUAAAGUUAGGGUUAUGUUACGUUUACAAUGAACUAAAAUGUGAACUCGAUGCUAAGCUCUGCCUCUGCAGCAUGCAACAACCACUCUGACGCAGUUCAACUCUCAUGCAAAUUGUUUUCCACAAAUAAACUACUUCUACUACUUUUAUUACUUACCCAGGGAAACAUCUCCUCUUCAUAUCUCUCUCCCAGUCCAUGCAUCUCCAUUCCGUCACCCCAAACGUUCCCAUUCUACUCUCCUGUUUUUUUCCCUGUCUUCUCCAAAUUUACAACCCCAAUCCCAUUCCCCUCUCUAUUUAUUUCACUCUGUCCUCUUGGUGUACACCUCCUUCCUCCCAUCUCACCACACACACUCACAGAAACCUACGCCAGCUCAUAUUAGCACUCUUUGGUGGAGAAAGAUGACAAUCCCUGCAGGAAUAUGUCCACAUGUGGAAUGUAAAAUACUGAAAUUGUACAAUUAAAGACACGGUGUGAAGUCCCACACUCAUGUUGUUUUUGAUGUUAUUGAUGUAGCUUUUGUUGUGCACCAAGUGUUAGUUGUUCUGCUUAUUCUAGGGUGGAUGGGUUUGCAGGUGGGGUUAAAACCCCAAUCCUGUGACAGACUGCUACUGAUAAGUCCUUUUUUUAUAAAAUACAGUAUGAUUAUAAAAGACUUGUGGUGUGAGGAUUGAAAACCCUGAGUGAUGUAAAGCAAGAGACGAAGUGACUUUGUUUUGGCUAGAGAAGAAGCAGUUUUGUAUGAUUAUUCUUUGAUGUUGUUAUUAAUUUGCAUCUGAUUUUCUUGGUAAGUGAAUGUCUGUCUAUCUGUGUUGAUGCUUUACUGUGAGACAAUGGCUGUGUAUGCACUUUCAGACCAUCAUUGGUGCAGUGGUAACUAGUGCUCAAAUGUCACCCAAGGGUCAGAGUUCACUUCACCUUCAGUUCAACUAAUUGAAAAAUAAGAUCAUUCAAACAGUUGUUCAUUUCUCACACAUGUAAUCCUAUAAAGCAUUUAAACUUUAAGGUUGCCUUAUUCUGGUGUUAAAAUCUAUAAUGAACAGUGUUACAUAUUCAUAAAUACACUAUGAAAGUCAUAUUUUGGAAUAAGACCAUUGACCACAUUACAUGUAUGUGAUAUAGAAUUAUGUCUACAUUUGGGUUUUCCCACCUUUUUUGUCAGUUCCCACCACUGCUCGCUGUGGUAGGCUGAGUCACUGGAAACAUACCUUAGUACGUACUUCCUCCUGAGCCUUAAAUUAAUCUUAAUUGAGCAAUGGUUAUCAUAAUUUCCUCCAGAACACAGGAGAUUUUUAAUCUAGCAGCUAACAGCUAACUAGCUGAUAUCUUGAUAGCUUGUAAACAAAACAAAACAAAUUACACUCACAAUCAUGGUGAGUUUGGAGUCCCCUCAGACAUAAGAUGCAAUACUCUUUGAUUAGCUGUAACUGAAUUAGGAACUAAUUAGGAACUGAAUGUCCCCUUGUAUCUGCUCCCACAUUUUAGUAUUUAGCAUUUCAACAACCAAGAUUUCUACACACAACAAACACUCAUAGUUGCUGAAGAUGUUCUAGGUCUCACAGACAAGUUCCUCUUCACACAGACUUUAUCUGCACACUACAAUCCACUACAAACAGCUAACUAGUUAACUAGGUUUUGGGCUCACUUGACAACUUGUAAUUAUUAUGUAAUUAAAUUAGCAACUAAAUAACCGUUACAUUGCAUCUGUUCACACAGUCAAACAAUUAUUAUUUCUACAAACAGGAUUAACGACUCUGUUACGUGUGAGAAAGACAAUAUGUUGUAUCCUUUCAAUAGAAAGCCAGCCACGAAGCUUCUUCAGCUUCUUAUAUUCACACAUAUAGAAUAAUGCUAGUCACUCAUAUGACAAGUCAACAUAUUGUUGGCAUGCGCAUUGCUUAGAUCUAACACCUGUCUGAAGUCUGUUCCCACUCUCAUAUUCAGCAAGGUGGAUGGACAAAACAUUAUGUUUUGUUUCCCACUCACAGAACAACACAUUUUACAUACAGUGUCACUAAAUACUUUGAAUGUUGUAGGUGUGGGUGGGGGGAUUAAACCUUAUGUUUAACUUCUUUUUUUUUUUUUAUUAAAAAGCAAGAUGUUUAUAUUUUCUUUGGACCCUCCCCCUUGACUACAGAAACUACAAUACCAUCCAUCCAAUUUCUCAAAAAGUACUAUUGAUACAAUUUGAUUUACCAUUAAUAAAGAAAUGAGGUGAAGCAAAAAGACUUUCAGAUGGUGUACCAUAACCUUAAAAUGCAACCAUAUUAUGUUUAUGGAAUAGUUACUUUAAUCAUUUAAGUAUUUGAUCCUUUUUUCUACAAUUCAUAUGCAAAGGAAAUCCAUAUCCUUAAUAUAAAUCCAUUAUCCAGUUUGUCGAACUGAAAGUGAAUGAACCUGAAUCCUGCUUUCCACAGCUGCUUGGGCUGUGUCACUUGCUAGGCUGGGCAUCUGGCUCAAUUAAAAAAGAAAAAAGAAAAAAAAAAAAGAA